AUGGUUAUUUUAGUAAUCUUUCUGCUGGAACUAUUUCCUUUCAUGGUAUGUCAGGCUCACAUAGCAAAAUGCAGGCUCCAAGGUCCUCAUCGUCCACUUCACAUCUAUCAUCAGCCAGGAGAUUUCAUCAUCGGUGGCAUUGUUUCCCAUGGUGGCUUCUUAUCCACUUCAGCAACAUUCAUGGAGGAACCUCCACCAGUCCUGCCUGAAGAACUUGUGGUGGUGCCGAAGGCUUACCAGCACAUCCUGGCAUUGACAUUUGCAGUCAAGGAGAUCAAUGGAUGCUCCCACAUUUUACCCAAUAUCACCUUGGGCUUCCAUAUCUAUGACAGCUAUAUUAAUGCAAGGAAGACGUAUCUUGCCACACUGAUACUUUUAUCCAAACUGGAGAAAUGUGUCCCCAACUAUGUAUGUGAUACUGAAAAUAAUCUAACAGGGGUUAUUGGGGGACUCGACUCUGAAAUCUCCUUUUAUGUGGCAACCAUUUUGGAUAUCUAUAAGAUUCCACAGCUCAUUUACGGCUCUGCUCCAGUGAUGAAUGAUAAAACCCCAGGGCUUUCCUUCUACCAGUUGACAGCCCAGGAAGACCUUCAAUAUAAGGGAAUUAUCUCUUUGCUUCUGCAUUUCAAGUGGACAUGGAUUGGGGUCACUGCAAUGGACAAUGGCAACGGGGAAAGAUUUGUGCAUACACUACUUCAAUUGUUUUCUCAAAAUGGCAUCUGUUUUGCCUUCAUAGAAAGAAUUCCCAAUUUUAGUUUCAUCUCUGAAAUUAACGACAUGCUGCAACAGGGGGCAAAAAUACGUGAUAAAAUAAUGAGCAGCAAGGCUAAUGUAGUGGUGAAUUAUGGAGAAUCUUACUCCAUGGCAUUUUUUAAAUGGCUUCCAUACCUAUCAGAACACGAUAUGACAAAUAAUGUAAAAAGUAAAGUUUGGAUAACAACAGCUGAGAUUGAAUUGACUUCAUUUGUCUAUCAAAGAAACUGGGAUUCGGGACUAUUCAAUGGUGCUAUAGCCUUUGAAAUUCACUUCAGUGACUCACCAGGAUUUCAUCAAUAUGUUGAGCACAGAAACCCUUCCAACACAGAUGGGGAUGGUUUUAUCAGGGACUUCUGGCAACAGGCUUUUGAUUGUGUGUUCCCAGAUACCACUGCAGACCAGGUGGAGGGGAACAUUUGCACAGGAGAAGAGAAGCUAGAGAACCUUCCAGGAUCAUUUUUUGAAAUGAGUAUGACAGGGCACAGUUACAGUAUCCACAGUGCUGUCUAUGCCAUUGCCCAUGCGUUACAUGCUAUGUCCACAUCCAGACCCAGACACAUAGGAAUGGCAUAUGGAGGGAGAGUGAAGAAUCAAAAUCAGAAUCAACUGUUUUGGCAGCUCCACCACAUUCUGAGAAGUAUCUCAUUUAAUAACAGUGCAGGAGAUGUGGUAUCCUUCAACAAGAAUGGGGAGGUAGCAUCUAGCUUGGAUAUUAUUAACUGGAUUAUAUUCUCCAAUCAAUCGUUUCAUAGAGUCAGAGUCGGAAGGAUGGAUCCUGGAGCGCCUUCAGAUCAAGCAUUCACCAUUGAUAAAGAAGUAAUAACUUGGCACAGCUGGUUUAACCAGGCCUCUCCUCUUUCGGCCUGCACUGAAAGUUGCCAACCAGGAUCUAGCAAGAAAGUGAAAGAAGGGAAGCCAUUUUGCUGUUAUGAUUGCAUCCUAUGUCCAGAGGGCAAGAUUUCAAACCAGGAAGAUAUGAAUGACUGUACUAAAUGCUCAGAUGAAAACUAUGCAAGCAAGGAACGAGAUAUAUGCAUUCCCAAAGGCAUCAGCUUCUUGUCGUAUGAAGAACCUUUAGGCAUCAGUUUAGCUAUAGUUGCUCUUUCUUUUGCUUUCAUCACAACUCUGUUACAUGGGCCUUCUAGCAAUAAUUAG
Podarcis raffonei (Aeolian wall lizard) is the source of this 1911-nucleotide messenger RNA. Its product is annotated as vomeronasal type-2 receptor 26-like. Gene Ontology annotation, biological process: G protein-coupled receptor signaling pathway. Gene Ontology annotation, cellular component: membrane. The transcript is spliced from 7 exons. Lineage: Eukaryota; Metazoa; Chordata; Lepidosauria; Squamata; Lacertidae. Bases 1 to 1911 code for a protein of 636 amino acids. The record is from RefSeq and is a predicted model, not a curated record. Gene Ontology annotation, molecular function: G protein-coupled receptor activity.